CUUGUGAACACAGCAGAUAUAUCCCAACAUACCUGAAACGAAAGCGAAACUGCCUUCUACGCUUUGCUUUAUCACGGUGGCCUAACAGUGUCUUCUGCUCACAGGUUCUUGCGUAGGUAGAAAUGUCUAGCGAGGAUUUUAGCUUUGUGGAUGGUGAUUCUUCGGGAGGCCUGGACCAAGUACUGAGGGAUAUCAACAAAUACAAGACACAGUAUGAAGCAGUGUUGUCAGAACAAAAAAUACUGAGAGAUGGCAUAGCUAACAACAAAGACUUUGCUAAACAAUUUAAAAAACGUGCUGAAGACAGAAGAGCAUCAAUUGAGGAUGAAAACAAGAAACGUAUGAAGAUCAUUCAGAAAGAGAAGGAUAAAUGCAGAGCUGUGGAGGACGAGAAUACCAAGCUGCAGAUGGAGAUCCUGAAUAUAAAGGAGGAGAUGCAAAGCCUGGACCGUAAAAACAGCAAUCUGAAACAACAAACCGAGAUCUCUACAGCGGUGCCUGAGAGGAAGGUUGUGUUUCGGGGAGAAACAAAAGAGGGAGUGCAUGUUGUGAGUUUUGAUGUGAAUCCCCGUAUAGUUUAUCCGAUGGAGGGGGGAACAGCACUGAUCACCUUUGAGGAAGAGGAUGUGGCUCAGAAAAUCUUGAACCUAAAGGAUCAUUCGGUGGAACUUGGGGACUGUACCAUCAGUGUGCAGGCUAAACCCAUUCAGUUCCUGGUACCCAGCUAUGUUGAGAUGGAAACCCAGGUGUGCCCACGCAGAAUCCUAGUCUCCAACCUGCCAAAAGAAGAACCUGAGGAGAGAGUACUAGACAAACUGGACAUCCAUUUCUCUAGAACAAAGAAUGGAGGCGGCGAGGUGGAGGACACAGACAUGCUGCAUGACUCUGGCACUGUGGUCAUUACCUUUGUAGAAGAUAAUAUUGCCAAACAGCUCUGCGACAAACAAGACCAUGAGGUAGAGUUUGGUAGGAAGAGAUACAAGGUGAAGGUCACUCCAUUCCUCAAUGGCGAGAUUUCACAGAUGAAGAUCUGUAACUCAGCAUGCACGCGCACAGUACUGCUGACAGGUAUCCCUAAUAUCAUGGACAAAGACAACCUGCAGGACAACCUGGAGAUCCACUUCCAGAAGACAGCAAAUGGUGGCGGAGAGGUGGAAGGCAUCGUUUACAACCCUGUAGGCCACACCACCAUGGCUUUGUUUGAUGAGGACUCCGCAAAAGACAGCGAGGACAUGUGAGAAAGCUCAGAAACCUCUACAGCCCGGAGAUCCAAUGCUGCCUCUAGACAACAAAAUAGAUAAUUAAUUCAUAAUAGACAUUAUAGAACUAUUGAUUUGGGUCUAUUUUGCAAAGAAAAAAAAAAAAUAUAUAUAUAUAUAUAUAUAUAUAUGUAGUAUGGAUCCCUUUACCUCUUAAUCUUUACUUCUCUUUAUGCAUUAUAGAAUAUACGUUAUAUAUGACCCUGGACCACAAAACCAGUCUUAAGUCGCUGGGGUAUAUUUGUAGCAAUAGCCAAAAAUACAUUGUAUGGGUCAAAAUUAUUAAUAUUUCUUUUAUGGCAAAAAUCACUAGGAAAUUAAGUAAAGAUCAUGUUCCAUAAAGAUAUUUUGUAAAAUUCCUACUGUAAAUAUAUGAAAACUUAAUUUUUGAUUAGUAAUAUGCAUUGUUAGGAACUUUCUUUGGACAACUUUAAAGGCGAUUUUCUCCAUGUUUUUAUUUUUUUUGCACCCUGCAAAUUUUUUUGCAAAUUUUUGCAGAUUCCAGGUUUUAAUAUAGUUGUAUCUUGACCAAAUAUUGUCCUAUACGAACAAACCAUACAUCAGUGGAAAACUUAUAAUUUAUUCAGCUUUCAGAUUUUGAAAAAUUGACCCUUAUGACUGGUUUUGUGAUCCAGGGUCACAUAUAGUAAUAUACUGAAGUAAUGGAUACAAAAAAAGUUUUUUUUUUUUUGUGGUCUUUUCAUGAUGAAAGAUGUGUCAAAUUGGGUUAUGGUUUACUGGUUCAUCUGAAUCACUGGAAACAUUUCUCAAAAUGAUAAUUGAAAACAGCAAAACCUUAAAAGUCUUAAAUAAAUGUAUCAAACUGUCA
Messenger RNA from Labeo rohita (rohu), 2088 nucleotides. RefSeq names its product interferon-induced protein 35 (gene ifi35). Gene Ontology annotation, cellular component: nucleus. NCBI's taxonomy places the organism in Eukaryota, Metazoa, Chordata, Actinopteri, Cypriniformes, Cyprinidae. The record is from RefSeq and is a predicted model, not a curated record. Bases 123 to 1238 code for a protein of 371 amino acids. The transcript is spliced from 10 exons.